GUUUGUCAAGCACCGAGCUUUUGGCGACAAGUGCAGGGCAGUCAACUGGGCAAUUUACUACACCGUCAUGUUGGUCUUCUACGUGUACAUGUACAGCCUGAUUGUGCAGGUCCAGGCGGACAAGGAAAUCAACUCCGCCACGUACGGGGGAGAGGAUGGAAGCUUCCUUCAGAGUAGGCUCAGCAUGUACAAAAUGUUGCUUUGGGCAGCAGUCAUCGCCAUGAUAGCUCCCGGUGUCUGCAACCGCAUGGCGAUGCGCAAGAAGUUCGACAUCCCCCACAAGGUUCCCGAGGCGGCUGGGUGGGGCGACUCCUGCCUGUGGUUCUGGUGCAACAGCUGCGCCUUGUGCCAGGAGACCCGCACCAUUAUCCACAACAAUGUAGAGGACGGCUUGUGGAAGGGGCCCGACGUGGUGGCUGUGGAGCCGGUGGGUGGAGCUGCUUUCACUGCUGAGACUGCGCCCAUGCUUCCCUGUGCGCCGCCCCAGAGGGAGGCGAUGGCUGCGCCCAGGACUGCCCAGGACCAGACCGCCCAGGACGGGACGGACGUUGUGUGA
Molecule: messenger RNA, 556 nt
Organism: Ostreobium quekettii
Lineage: Eukaryota; Viridiplantae; Chlorophyta; Ulvophyceae; Bryopsidales; Ostreobiaceae
Source: the annotation of a GenBank genome assembly